Messenger RNA from Drosophila mojavensis, 1218 nucleotides. RefSeq lists its product as uncharacterized. The record is from RefSeq and is a predicted model, not a curated record. Gene Ontology annotation, molecular function: protein dimerization activity. Lineage: Eukaryota; Metazoa; Arthropoda; Insecta; Diptera; Drosophilidae. The transcript is spliced from 2 exons. The coding region runs from base 734 to 1153 and encodes 139 amino acids.
CUAUAGCAGCAAUAGCAAUAAAAAUUGUGCUAUGCUCUCGCUACCGCUCUCAUUUUUGACGAGAGCCGUAGCAGAGUUGUAGCCUAACAAUAAAAAGUUUGUGCUCUGCUAUGCUCUCAGUUCUGUCUCAUCAAAAACUACAGCAGUAGCGAGUAGCACAAAAACAACUGAUGUGCUACGCUCUGCCGUAGCGGUAGCUGAAAACAGAUAGCGAAAGCGAUAGCUGAAAACAGCGAACGAGAUGAAAUCAUAGCGAGAUGAAAACGGAGCGAGAUGAAAACAGAGCGAGAUGAAAACAGAGCGAGAUGAGAGUAAAACAAAUGUGCGAGAGCGAUAUGAGCAGGGCUGUCAUUUUAGAUUUUUUGCCGUCAGAUCUGGCAAAUGGGAGCGAUUUGAGCAGCCGCAUUUUGUUUUGUGUUUAUUUUUACUUCAAUUUUUGAUUGAUGUCAAAUUAACGUAGGGAUAAAUUGUGUAGUUACAGAAAUCAAAUAAUAAAAAACAUUUUUUCAGUUACUAAAUUAGAAAUUAUACUCAAAAUCUUUAUUUAUAUUCAUUUUCAAAUAAAGACAUUAAAAAAAAAAUAAAAAAUGAAAAAAAAAACGUGGGCUUCGACGCUUGCCUUUAUUUGGACCCCAGAUUCCAUAAUAUUAUAGAUAAUUCCCAAAAAGAAAGAGCAAUCGAUUUUUUAAAGACAUUGUGGGAAAAAAUUAAAAUUUUCGGUUCCAAUCCCAGUAUGACAUACUCAAAUAAUUCAUUGGAUACAGACGCUGGACACACCAAAGACAAUAAUUUCGAGCUGUUAGACGAUUUUUUAAGUGCCAGUAUGGUUGUUCCAAAUGAGUCAACUAAUGUCCAUGCAAAGAUUGAAACACUAAAGUUACCAGUGAUGAAGGCGAAUACAGAUGUUUUAUGUUUCUGGAAAUACAAAAAGUCAACCGAUCCCGAACUUUACGCCCUAAGCAAAGUAUGUUUUGCUAUACCGCCAACUCAAGUUACAAUAGAGAGAGCGUUUUCCUCGUUGAAACUGGUGCUGUCCGAUAAUCGAAAUCGAUUAAGUCAUGAGACUUUGGAGAACAUACUUUUAGUUAGGCUUAAUUCGAAUCAUUUAGAUAGUGCUAUAGAGAAUUUAAGUUUAUUUGAAAAUGAAGAUUAGUAUAUGUUUAUUUACUUUAGUUUCUAAUUUCGUUACUGAAAUAGGUUUUUUUUUUAAUUUUUUAU